GCCACUAUGUGGUUGCUGGGAUUUAAACUCAGGACCUUUGGAAGAGCAGUCAGUAUUCUUUCCUGCUGAGCCAUCUCACCAGCCCCUCAAAGCCACUCUUUAUUGGGGUGGAAAGAGAAGUAGUAAAAGGCUUAUAACUGGGAGAAUUACAUCCCCACCCCUCAUGAUAGGAGUGGCAGAAUAUUUCAAAUUAUUAUCCCAUCGUUCCUAAGAGAAAUGUUGUUUUAUGGGUAGGAGCUCAAAGAGUGUAUUUGAAUUGCCAAACAUUCUACCCAACAAGGUCUGCUCUGACUUUGAGAAAGUCAUUUAACCCAGACUUUAGUAGUCUUAUAACUAUAAAGGAGGCGGUGACAAUUCUUUGGUAGUAGUGCUUGAACAAAUUAAAUGCAAUUAAAGUACCUGUCAGUGCCUGGAAUGUGGUAAGUGCUUCUGAAAUGUUACCCUUUUAUAGCCUGACUUGAUUUAAGUGUUGGUAAGUUGAUUCUAAGAGAGGAAAGUAAGAAUUGAGGGGUACCGUGUUGUUUUUACUUAACAUCCACUUUUGGUGUAUAUAAGGUUUGUACUGCAUUAUGCCAAUUAGUGUGUAUAUAUAUAUACAUGUAUAUACAUAUACAUAUAUAUACAUAUACAUAUAUAUAUAUACAUAUAUAUAUAUAUACACAUUUCAAAUACGUUUUAGCUUUAUUUAUGUUCCCUACUUUUGCAGAGGAAAAUAGAUGAGUUCCUGUUUCAAAUAUCUGUUUGGAACUUGUAAAACCUUAUCAUUGCUUUCAGAAUAAAUGAAAUACAUAUGAAGUACAUAGCAGAUUUUUCACAGUGGAAAAAUUAUGUAACAAUAUUAUUACUAUAGGUGAAAUAUUCAGAGCUGGGUUGGUAGUCUACACAUGACUUUUAUAUUGAAUUACAGGAGGCAAAGACUUGUCUUCAUCUAGAAGACUGGCAACUCUUUUCUUUGCAGCUCUUACAUUCAUUCAUAUUCCUAAGUCUUUACCUCUUUACUAAAAUUCUGUUUUACUAAAAUACUGUUGAGUAAGGUAUGCAAGUCACACAGAAUGACUUAGAGUCUUUUAUCCUUUGUUGCCUCUUAGACUUGCCCCUUCCUAGCCCACUAAUUUAGAUAAGCUUCUCACCUUUCUGAACAUUUAUUUUUCAAAAUUGGAUCUAGACACUGAGGUUUCCUUUAGGUUGUGUAUGGAAAUAACAUGCUUUUGUAGAGCUCUUGGGAUAGUUUAUCUGAGGCCUUAUGUGUGACCAGCCAUGAAAGGCAUUUGUGUUUGAUUGUCUUGUUUCAAUAACACAAUAAAAUGAACGUUUUGGUAUGUCAGAUGGCUGUUAAAGCUUUUAAAGUUUGUGGAGUAGUCAUAUUGUUAGUUCAAAGAACUACUGAGAAUGGCUUUCAAGAUAGAGUAAUUUAGUGGCUGGAGCAUGUAGCUCAGUGCUAAAACGAUGCACAUCUAUGAUGCUGCAUUCUUUUCCAAAUACCAGGAGAUAAAGUAAUUUGGGCAAGAAAUUAUGAAACUUUAGGGUAGCAAGAACAGAGUUCAAGUAUCUUUCAUGAAUACCUGAGAGGAAAAAUUGGUAGGACUUAGCAAUGACUCAAUUUGGGACCUCAGAGAGAGGAAAAGGCUGGUACCUGAAGUAUGAAUAGAAAGAGGCAAGUGUCCAUUCUUAGUAUGGAUGUGUAUUACAGGGUACACAGAGUCUACAGAGGCCAGAAGAUGAUGUCAGCUCUUCUGGAAAUGGAGUGACAAAUGAUUGUGAGCCAUCGUGUCAGAUCUGGAAACUGAAACCAGGUCCUCUGCAAGAGCUCCAAAUGCCCCAACUACUGAACAAUCUCUACAGACCCCAGGAAACAAUUUUUGUUUGAAAAGAAAGGCCAGGAAUCUGAUAGCGGCUCAGCUUGUCUCUAAUCUACAUUGGAAUCCCGGAGAAGGCGGCUCUUAAGUCCAGUGAAGAAAUGAAUUUACCGGGAGAGUGAGGUGAAGCAGGCAAAACGUAAAUCUUCCUUCUCAGUUGUUUUAUGUGGGUCGCCAGCAGAAUAUGUGGCCCAGAUUUAAGCUAAAUUAUUCAAGUUUGUGGGAUACUAUAUGAAUCUUAAGACUGUAAUAAGGUGGCAAUGUCUCGGGAACCUACUCCACCUCUGCCUGGAGAUAUGUCUACUAGUCCUGUUGCAGAAAGCUGGUGUUACACACAGGUUAAAGUAGUGAAAUUUUCCUACAUGUGGACUAUUAACAACUUCAGUUUUUGUCGAGAAGAAAUGGGUGAAGUAUUAAAGAGUUCAACAUUUUCUUCUGGCCCAAAUGAUAAAAUGAAAUGGUGCCUGAGGAUAAACCCAAAGGGAUUAGAUGAUGAAAGUAAAGACUAUUUGUCCUUAUAUUUGCUUCUAGUCAGCUGUCCAAAAAGUGAGGUUCGAGCUAAAUUCAAAUUCUCUCUUCUCAAUGCUAAAAGGGAAGAAACAAAAGCAAUGGAAAGCCAAAGAGCAUAUCGAUUUGUACAGGGGAAGGACUGGGGAUUUAAAAAAUUCAUUAGAAGGGAUUUUUUGCUUGAUGAAGCUAAUGGUCUCCUUCCAGAUGACAAGCUUACAUUAUUCUGUGAGGUGAGUGUGGUCCAAGAUUCAGUGAAUGUAUCAGGACAUACAAAUACAAACACUUUGAAGGUGCCACAGUGUCGACUAGCAGAAGACUUAGGUAAUCUCUGGGAAAACACAAGAUUUACAGAUUGCUGCUUUUUUGUGAGAGGAAAAGAAUUCAAAGCUCAUAAGUCUGUGCUUGCAGCUCGAUCUCCAGUUUUUAAUGCAAUGUUUGAACAUGAAAUGGAAGAAUGCACAAAGCUCAUCCCUUCAUGGAGUGCAAGUCUUCUUGUGGACGAGGCCAGUUUACUUGUAAAUCGAGUGGAAAUAAAUGAUUUAGACCCUGAGGUUUUUAAAGAAAUGAUGAGAUUUGUUUACACAGGAAAAGCACCAAAUCUUGAUAAAAUGGCUGACAACUUGUUGGCAGCUGCAGACAAAUAUGCACUGGAACGGCUGAAGGUCAUGUGUGAAGAAGCUUUGUGUAGUAACCUCUCAGUAGAAAAUGUUGCUGAUACCCUUGUCCUUGCAGAUUUGCACAGUGCAGAACAGUUGAAAGCCCAGGCAAUAGACUUUAUUAAUAGGUGCAGUGUUCUUCGACAACUUGGGUGUAAGGAUGGGAAAAACUGGAACAACAACCAAGCAACUGACAUAAUGGAAACAUCCGGGUGGAAGUCCAUGAUUCAGUCUCAUCCUCAUUUAGUGGCAGAAGCCUUCCGAGCCCUAGCGUCUUCACAGUGUCCACAGUUUGGUAUUCCACGCAAAAGGUUAAAGCAGUCUUGAGUCUUCCAUGGACAAUAGGAAAUUUAUUUGCCUUUACUCCCCCAGGUCCCGAAGAAUUCCAAUACAAACCAUAAGCAACAGUUGUUUCUGUCUCUUGUCCACAGAACAGAAGCUGGAAAGGCAUAUUGCUUGCUUUUACAUGGAUAAUUUAUGGUUUAUACUUCAGCUUUAAAUCUGACUGAUUAAUUCACUUCAAGGCCUUAAAUUGUCUUCAGUGACUUCUCUUGUUCAUAUAAUAGUUUAAUUUGUUUUUUAUUGUGCCUUGUCAGUUUGCCAAGGCUAUGCAGGAUUGCACUAGCUCCACAAUGCAGUAAUAUUGAUAACUGAUGAUACUGAGUUUAAAGGAUCUUCCAUUAUUUUAGGAACAAAAGAAUUUUAUAGGCUUUGUUCUAUAUGAUCUCCAAGUAUAAAACUAGGUUCUAUUGGAUUUGGAGAUUGCUAGAGGCACCUCCAAUAUCAGUUGUAUAGACACUAAAGAGUCUGUUACCAUCCAGGUAAGUGAUGGCCAUACACUGCUCUGAUUUAAAUUAUUUUUCAAGGGGCAGAUAAGCAAUGAAUUGGCCUAAAAUUUUAGUAAUAUUUAUAGUGUUUGUCUGUAUAUUAACUGUUCAAGAAACUGGGUUUAUGCACAUUUGUAAAGAUUGAAAAAUAUAAAGUUAAGAUUUCAAUAAAAAGAAAGCAUGGUUUUUGUUAAUGUUUUAAAUUUAUAAUGACUUACAUUUGAAAGAAAAAUUCAAUAGAUGUUAAAGUCAGGAUGAACAAGUACAUGUAAUGAGUGAGUGGGCCAAUUAAGAAAGAUGUAUGUGCACUUUUAAUGUGGAAAUUUUCUAUGAUAAAUGGUACAUAUAUAUUUUCCUUUUGUGUGGAUUAAUAAGAUUUUAAUUAUGUUUUAACAUUUAGAAGAAGUUUUUAUGACACAUGGAGCCAACUUGGAUAUUCAUGAUAAUAGAUAAAAUUAUGCUUUAUUUUAGAUACAUUGACUUGGAUUUCAAAUAUUUUUCAUUGAGUUUAUUACAGUUUUAUUACAUUUGGGGAAGGCACCUAUCAAAUGAGUCCUGUAUAGUCUGCUUCUUUUCAAAUCAAUUAACAGAUAAUAUUUGCCUGUGCAAGAUGUGUGGGAAAGCAGAAAACCCUCUGAGAAUGUGUGUAGCCACACUAGGAAACUUAUUUUCUCCUUUGUGACUCAGUUACUAACUUGGCAGAUUAUAGAAAUUUUGCAUAAUGUGAAUAGGAUAAAUGUUACCAACUGUUUUUUAGUGAGCCAGGUUUUUUAUGUUUUGUUUUGUUUCGUUUUUCAUUAAAGUUUAGCUUUAAAUAUACAAAUGUUUUGUGUUUAAUAGUUGUGAGAUCUGUUGUGAUGCAUUGUUCUAGAAAAGCAGGAGUGGUCAGUGUCAGAUCAUAGUGACUGAAGCACUGAUGAUGUGCUCUCUUCAUGAAGACGGAGCGUGAUACUGGAAAGACAGGUGUAUGUGCCUGUAUUUGCAUAUAUAGCUUUAUUCCCUGUAUUAAAAUUUGUGUAAUUUAUUAUAAAAUUUGAGAAAAAAGUAAGCAUAUUGUUUUAAAAUAGACUUUUUAACUACAGCUUUUUAGCUCUUAACUGAAACACUCUUAAAAUACAUGGAGAAAAUACUGUCAAAUAAAUAUUAGUUAUCAAGAGGAAACAAGCAAAGAUUGCAUUUUUAGAUAUUUUAGUUUUGAUUCUUUGUUGUGUUAAAAUAGUAAGAAUUAUUUGGGAUAGAAGAAAAUUUUUCAACUGACAGUGGGCUUCACCCUAUAUAAGAGAAUUAUGAACAAAAGUUUAUUCCCUUAAUUUCAUCAUAAUAAAAACUCUGUUACAUUAACAGUGUAAACUUUUAAACACACACACACACAAACACACUUUUAAUACAAGAUAUGUUCAUGGUCUAACAAAAAGCAAAGAUUCCACUCAGCAGGUGGAAUAUAUUGUCAUAAGUCAUAAAAACACUGACGUCUAUGUGCAACACAUUGUAAAUUGAUUCAUUGGUUUGGUCUACAUUUCUAACCAUGGUGAAAGCAGUAGUAAUGCUGUAUAAUAAACAUUAUAAAUGUUUAUUGAUAAUGUUCACAAUUUUCUUACACAGUUUUGGUUUUACUUUGCUAACAUAUUUUCUACCAAAAUUUCCCAACACUGUGCUCUAUAUUUAUCACCAUUUGCUGAAAUGCCCACUUUUUGGAUGGUACAAUACCAACCAUUACACUCACAGAGUCAUAGAAUCUUUUCUCUCUCUUUUUUUUUAAUGUAUAUUUUAGUAGUUUUGUUUCUUGAGUGUGAUAAAAAGCUGUUUAUUUUCUUCUUGGAGUAGCGUAAUUGCAUUUUCCCCAUUCACUAAUUUUUAAACUAUAUACAACUUGAUCAAAAUAGGUACAAUUUCUGCUUAAUGCAAUCUUUUUUGUUUUAAGUUAGCAGUUUGCUCCUAUUACAUUUUAGCCACCUAAACAACACUUUUCUCAGAACACAAUGAGUGGUUUUAAAUAUUACAAUUUAAAAAUAUAUCUAUUGGAAAGCUGUUCUUUAGAGUAAGACUUAGAAGUACUAUAUUUGUGCCUUUUUCAUUGUUUUGCUUUUAAUGUGUUUUGAUAUUUGGAGCACAAAUAUGAAGGUGUCAUAAGAUGGCUUGCUAAUGUUACCUCCUUAAAUACUUUCUAUAUUACUAUCUUCAAAUAAUAAUUGAAGAACCUUGAAUGAAAUACGGUCCUUUGUGUGAGAUAUAUAUGUGUUUAUAUUUUCUUGGGCUGUGUGUAAUAUGUUUCAAAAGUGAAUUUAUGAAAAUAGAACUUAGUUAAAUAUGCUGAAAGUUCAGAUUUAUUGAAGUACCUUGUUUAAAUGUGCUUUAUUUGAAAAGACAGUGGAUGGCCAGAAGACAGUGUAAUCCUCAAAAAUGUAACCAGCAUUCUGCAUUAUGAAAUAUGAAAAUAGUGCCGUUUUAGGAUAUCAAGGAUAAUUAAAUUUUAAAAAUAAUUGUUUUAAAUAUUUUUAAAGUGUUGUAAACAUUAUUGUUUUAUUUUUUAACUUGAUCUAAUUGAGAGUUUAAAUUUUCAGAAAUAUUAAUUUGCUCAUUUAAAACUUUUUACAUGAAUUCUAAGUAGAAGUUUUUAUAUGAAAUUAUAGAUAAGAGCUUCAGAUAUGGCUCAGUGAUAGAGUGCUUAUGAAUAUUUGUGAUCUGUAGGUUGCAUCUAUAGUAACACCAACACACAAAAAGAUGGGAUUGUAGAUACUAUUCAUUGUUAGAAAAAUACAACAAAGACUUUGGUAAGUUUUAUGAAAAUUUCACUCAGCAGUUUUACUACAUGAAGAGGUGAAACAAUCUGUCUUGCACAUGCCUGGUAUUUGAUGGUUAUAAGUGUUUGCUGUGUUCUUGAGAGAGGUGAGUGGAUGAGCGAGUGGGUUUCAUUGUUCUCAGAAAAUAAAUACAGCACUUUCAGCACACAUGAGAAUAUUUUACAAACCUUUUUAUAUAGAGAUUGUGAACUCUAACUUAAGUGUUCAUGGAAUGAUAUAAAUGUUGGCUAUUUCUAGCUGAAAAAAAUACUGAGUGCCUCCAAUGCAAAACUUCUUUACUAGGAAUGAAAUCAAGCUGUAUCUUCUGUUGUAUGUAAAUUUAUGUCUGAGAAGGAAUACUUAUUUUUAAAUACUUUCCUGUUAGUAAAGCUUAUUGUAUACUAUAACUAGUUAAUUUAGCGUUGCUUACAGAUGAAUUGAGUCCAUUUUUGGAAAGAAAGUUCUUCUAAAAUUAUUUAAUUAUUAGUUCAGAAAGAGGUUGACUUUUAAGACUCAGACCUCUAGCAUUUAAUCUUUAUUUAAUCCAUUUUAUGAUAAGAUACCACUAUUUGUAUUAUUGUUGGAAAUAGAUUUUGUGUUUCAGCACGUUGAGUUAAAAUAAAAUUGUUACUACUUAUUCAGAA
Messenger RNA from Mastomys coucha (southern multimammate mouse), 7273 nucleotides. RefSeq names its product speckle type BTB/POZ protein like (gene Spopl). Gene Ontology annotation, biological process: regulation of proteolysis; proteasome-mediated ubiquitin-dependent protein catabolic process. NCBI's taxonomy places the organism in Eukaryota, Metazoa, Chordata, Mammalia, Rodentia, Muridae. The coding region runs from base 2117 to 3349 and encodes 410 amino acids. Gene Ontology annotation, cellular component: nucleus; cytoplasm. The transcript is spliced from 13 exons. Gene Ontology annotation, molecular function: ubiquitin protein ligase binding. The record is from RefSeq and is a predicted model, not a curated record.